This is a messenger RNA of Orycteropus afer afer, 785 nucleotides long. The record is from RefSeq and is a predicted model, not a curated record. Lineage: Eukaryota; Metazoa; Chordata; Mammalia; Tubulidentata; Orycteropodidae.
UGGCGCGGUGCAGGGCUCUUAGGAAUCAACGGCUGGGGCGCGGGUAAUCAGUUCCCUUUCCUUCUUUCCUUACCAGUUCUAGGUACUUGGGACUGCUGCGGAGCUUCUGGAACUGAUGCGGGCGCCCAAUCAUAGACUGUCCCAUCCUGCGCCUCUACUGCUCCCUCGCCCAGACUGGUUUCCCGGGACUGUGGCUUGCAGGGUCCGCCAUGGAGCCAGAGCAGAUGCUGGAAGGACAGACGCAGGUUGCAGAAAAUCCUCAUUCUGAGUACGGUCUCACAGACAACGUCGAGAGGAUAGUAGAAAAUGAGAAGAUUAAUGCUGAAAAGUCAUCAAAACAGAAGGUGGAUCUCCAGUCUUUGCCAACUCGUGCCUACCUGGAUCAGACAGUUGUGCCUAUCUUAUUACAGGGCCUUGCUGUGCUUGCAAAGGAGAGACCACCAAACCCUAUUGAAUUUCUAGCAUCAUAUCUUUUAAAAAACAAGGCACAGUUUGAAGACCGAAACUGACUUUUUGGGAAGAACAGAAAAAUUGGUUGCUCUAUACAUUUACAUGAUUAAGAGGCAGUUUUAAUUGCCAUGAUUUUUCCCCCCUUUUUGGAAGUAUAAGGACCUUCAGGACCACACAACUUAAUUCUGGAGUUGCAGAAGAGAACAUAUUUACUUUAUUUUGAUUUAAUCACAAUACUUAUUUAAUGAAUGUAUUCUGUGCAAUUUUUUUUUCUCAGAUGGUCUUUAACUUUUGCUUUUAAAAUGACCUUCGAAAUAAAUAGUUAAAAUACCAUU